AUGCAGCGAUUCGACUGGGCCCACACGCUACGCCGCCAUGCUGCAGACGAGGCGGAGCGGCGCAUGGCCCGACGCAGGAGAAAGCGAACACGCGCCAUGCACCCAGACACCGGCGCACAGCAGCCGCCAGCGCCCGAAGCACCACCAACAACGCCGCACUGGUGGGGAGCGGAGCGGAUCGAGGGGUGGACGCAGCAGGCGUCGGACAGCGUCGUCCGUCCCUUUGUCGACGUCGCCACCCUCCUCCGCCGCAUCGAGGCACGCCUGGCAGAGGUGCGCCAGCACGGCACCCACACGAAAGAGGCCCCCGCCUUUGCCUUUGCGCUCGACACUGUCCUCGCAUGGCUAAAGGGCCAGCUGCUCGACUGGGCACGCUCGCGCUCCCACAUCGUCGAUGCUGCGACAGCGCGACCGACGCAGCGGACGCGCUCCUCCAGACUGCCGCCGGCGCCGCCGCCCACCGCCUCUGCCGCCAUCCUCAACGCGGCUGCCGAGCUCGAGGAGCCACUCAAGGUCCUCGAGACGCUGGCCGACCUGCUGUCGUGCGCCACUUCGCGCGCGCCGCCGCUCAAGCCUCUCGCCUGGCUCCGCUCGGCCUCGGCCUGCCUCACCCACCUCCAUUCCCACCUGGUCGCAUCCACCGCCGCGUGCGCCUCGCCCCUCUCGCAGGCGCUGCUCGCCUACCUCCUCGACCGCACCUCGAUGACGUGGCGCACCGACGUAGCCACGUGGAUCGGGUGGCCCGGCUACGCCUCGAACCGCACGGGCGAGAUGGACGAGGACCUGGUGGCGCUCAGCACGCGCGACAGCGCCCGGUCGAGCGGAAAGUGGCGCGAGUCGAAGCGCGCCGUGCCCUGGUCGGGCGCCGAGAUCGAGUGGGCGCUCGACGAGAGGGGAGAGGAAGACGUCGGCUACAUCCUGCGCCCCUCGGCGGUGCCCUCAUUUGUCGGCCUCGGCGACGCCAGGGACUUUCUCGAGGCCGGCAGGGCGCUGCGCCUCCUCAAAAAGGCGGCGCCACCGGGCCAUCCGCUCGUCGCAGCGUGGACGCUGACACUGCCCGAGGGCGAUAGCGGCGGCUGCGGCAGCAUCGACGAACUGGCGUCGGCACCUCUGCCCCUCCCCACGUGGCUAUGGCAACAGGCCGAGGCGCAGCAGCUCUCGCUCGCGACGAGCGCCAGGGUGUCCAAGCUGCGGCUCGAGGUGGCGCGCUGGAGACGCAAGCGGACGCGCUCGCUGCGCCGCACCACACACGGCAGCAGCAGCGCCGAUGCCACGGCGGCCAGCUUCGACGACCGGCACAGCGCCUUGGGCAUCUCUUCGCCGCCCACGCCCAGCGCCGUCGACCCGGGCGCAUCGUCGUCGACGCCCGCCGACGAUCUCGUCGCCUACCUCGCCACCUACCUGACCGCUUUCUCUGGCCACGCUUUCACAGGGCGGGAAUCGUCGGAGCGACGGGGGGCUCUCCACGCCCGCAUCAACCCGCUGGCGCUGGCGCAGCGCACGCGAGCCUCGCUCGUGACGCCGCUACAGACGUGGUCGCGCCUGAUCAACUCGGCGCUGAUCAGCGUCUUCUUCCAGGACCUCGGCCUCGCCGCCUACCUCGAGACGUGCAAGCGCUUCCUGCUGCUGGGCAGCGACCUGUUUGAGCGGCGCAUCACGGCGGCCCUCUUUGGAGCCGGCGAAGGCGAGGACGGCGAUGGCGACGGCGGAGAUCCAGUCCACCUCGGCGCCGGGGCAACGGCAGCGGCAGCGGUCGCGGGAGGCCCGGUGGCGCUGAGCAAGAGGCUGACGAUGGACGGCAAAUGGCCGCCGACCGACGCGCUGCUCUCGUCGUCGCUCAACUCGGCCGUGCUCGAGACGGUGAGCGGGCUGCGCGCGGCCAACACGGAACGCAUCGCGAUGGCGUCGCGCCUGGGCGGCUGCACUGCCACCGCCAGCACCUUGUCCGAAGCGGCCGGGCGGGGCGAAGGUUCGCAGCAGCAAGCCGGCGAGGACGCCGCCAUCUCGCUGGCGCUCAAGGACCUCGACGACCGGCUCUCGUUCGCCGUCAUCGACCCGGAAUCCACAUCCGCUGCCCGCGGCGGCGGCCCGGAGUCCUCAUCCUCGGCCAACAGCAGAAAGGCCUGGACGGACCCGCACAGCAUCGCCGCUCUCGAUUGGCUCACGCUGUCGUUCCACCCGCCGCCGCUGAUCGCGCCGCUGCUGACCCAGCUGGCGCAGAUGCGCUACCAGCGGCUGUGGAACCUGCUGCUGCGGUUCAAGCGGGUGCGCGUAGCGAUGCGCGCCGCGUUCCAGCAGUGCUUUGGCAAGACCAAGACGACGACGGCAGCAGCGGCGGCGUCUGGCGGCGUCGGUAGGGCUGCGUAUGGCGGUGGUGGUGAGGAGAUGGACGCGCCGACGCUGGCCUUGGCGAGGAGGCUGCACUGGACGGCGCGGCACUUUCUCGACGUCGUCGAGGGCUACAUCCACGAAACCGGCAUCGAGGCGCACUGGGAUGCGUUCAUGCACCGCCUUGCCCGAGUGCGGCACAGCGUCGCCGACGACGUGGCCGUAUCAUCGGCCUCGACGCAUGCACCCGCGGACGGCCCCGUCGAGGACGAUGGCGACCAUGACGAGUCGAGCGACUCUGACGACGAGCGGGACCACGACAACGAGACCGGCGGCGGCGGCGGCGGGAGGGGGAUGCACGAGCUCAAGGACGUCUUUUCCCUCUCGCGCUACCAUGAGCGCGUGCUGGACCGGAUGCUCGAGACGUGUUUCCUCAAGCAGCGCCAGCGCGCCCUCGCGCGCAUGCUCUCGGACAUCCUCCAGAUCCAGCUCGACUUUUGCCACGUCCUCUCGUCGUCGUCGUCGUCGUCUUCGUCGUCGUCUUCGUCGUCGAGGAGGGCGGAGAUCGAGGAGAUCGAGAUCCGACACUCCAAGAGGGUGCGGACGUUCCUCAAGGCCCUCUUGGUUGUUCGGGACCGGGGCUCCUCGACCCCUACUUCCUCUGCCGCUGCUGGUGUCGAAUCGGGCCGGGACGACGAGGGGCCGGUGCUGGGCGAGAGGAGGAGGGAUGUCCAAGUCGAGCUCGAGAGGCAGCAGAGGGAGUGGGACGAGGACCUCGACCUCCUCGAUCGCGGCGGUGGGCGAGGGCGAGCGGGACGAGCGGAACGAGCUCACGGCGCGACCGCAUCGACACCGGCAUCGGCAAAGGUGGACAACGUCGAGAUCCUCCUCGGUCGGCUGGACGCGGGCGGAUUCUACCUGCGCGAUCGGGGUGGAUACUAG
Molecule: messenger RNA, 3270 nt
Organism: Pseudozyma flocculosa PF-1
Lineage: Eukaryota; Fungi; Basidiomycota; Ustilaginomycetes; Ustilaginales; Ustilaginaceae
Exons: 2
Coding region: 1-3270 (1089 amino acids)
Biological process (GO): spindle assembly; meiotic cell cycle; cytoplasmic microtubule organization
Cellular component (GO): spindle pole; gamma-tubulin complex; equatorial microtubule organizing center
Molecular function (GO): microtubule minus-end binding; gamma-tubulin binding
Source: RefSeq, a predicted model, not a curated record